GGAAAUUUCCUCUACCGAUACAGGUUAGCUCUUCCCUUCAAUUUAACAGUCAUCAGAUUGUGUGAACUAGGGUACCAAGGUGCUCCAAGAUGAGGUGACCUGUUCAGGGGCACAGAGCCGAGAUGUAUCAGGGAACUUCUUGGCUCCAAGGCUGUCUAUCCUUCACGCUACCCUGCUUCCCACAAGACUUUUAAGAGGAGCUCCAAGGCACCCCUGGAAUCGUGGACUCUGAAGGCCAGAUUCCCUCCUGCGAUGUGGACACCUCCACCUCUCCUGAUUCUCUUGCUGUCCCAUCCGGUCCUGUGGAAAGCACAAGCCAGCUCUCUGAGGAGCACAGCCAAUGAGGCCUACCGUCGAUGGGUGCAGUACCAGGCUCAGUGCCAGGAGGAUCUAGCUGCUGCUGAGCCAUUGGCAGGCCUUGCCUGCAAUGGGACCUUCGACAUGUAUGCCUGCUGGCCCCACUCACCCCCUAACACCACAGCCAGUGCCCCCUGCCCUUGGUACCUGCCCUGGUACCAGGAAGUGACCAUGGGCUCCGUGCUGCGUCUCUGUGGGGCUGAUGGGCAGUGGGGAUCCUGGAGGGACCACUCCCAAUGUGUGUCUCCAGAGAGGGAGCAGGUCUUCCAGGGUCAAAGGCUCAUCCUGGAGAAGCUGCAGGUGGUGUAUACAGUGGGGUACUCACUCUCCCUGGUUACCCUGUUGCUGGCUGUGCUGAUACUCAGCUCCUUUAGGAAGCUUCGAUGCACCCGAAACUAUAUCCACAUGAAUCUAUUCGUCUCCUUCGUUUUCCGAGCAGCUGCCAUUCUCACUAGGGAUAAACUGCUGCCCACCUUGGGCCUUCACACUGGAGGCCCCUCUCAGGCCCUAGCCACUUGCCGAGUGGCCCAGAUUGUGACCCAGUACUGUGUGAGUGCUAACCACACGUGGUUGCUGGUGGAAGGUGUGUACCUGUACAGCUUGCUGGCACUGAUGGCCUUUUCAGAAGAUAGGCACUUCAAAUGCUACCUGUUUCUCGGCUGGGGGGGCCCCGUGCUCUUUGUCGUCCCGUGGGUGAUCUCUCGACACCUCCACGAGAACACUCAGUGCUGGGAACGGAAUGAGAUCAAGGCAAUCUGGUGGAUUAUCCGCAUGCCCAUUCUCGCCACCAUCUUGGUUAAUUUCCUUAUCUUCGUUCGGAUUCUGGGCAUCCUGCUGGCCAAGCUGAAGGCCCACCAGAUGCGUUGUCAGGACUACAGGCUCAGGCUGGCCAGGUCCACACUGACCCUGGUCCCCCUCCUGGGCAUCCAUGAGGUGGUGUUUGCACCUGUGAUAGAAGAACAAGCCAAGGGCACCCUUCGCUACACCAAACUGUGCUUUGAGAUCUUCCUCAGCUCCUUCCAGGGACUCUUUGUCAGCAUCCUAUACUGUUUCAUCAACAAAGAGGUCCAGGCUGAGAUCCGAAAACAAUGGCAGCGAUGCCGGCUGGGCCAAAGUCUCUUGGAUGAACGCCUGUCCCGGGACCGCCACUCUUCUAGCCACGGGGCUGCCCCCUGCCACUCCAUAUGCAGCAGGGGGCUGGGUGGGGAGGGAGAGGAGGCCAGCCCGGCCUCUGAGAGCUCCUGCUAGGAAAGGCUCCAACCACCCCCUGCUUCUCCCAACAAAGAAUCAAAGAUGCAUGUGUGUUUUGCAAAAACGUAAUCGCCACCAUGCCUCUUUUUCCAGCCCUAAUUUGAGGUUUAUAGAGCUCUUUCCUUGGCACAGCCUUGGGCUGCGGAAGGUGAUACAAGGUUGAUUACCCCUGAUUUCCAGAGGGAAGAGGCAAGGCUCCAUGACUUGGCCAGGGGGCGGAGGAAGAGGCAGAACCACUAAGCUCAGAUGACGACAGGCAGGAGCCCCAUGGGUAUAUGGAAGAACAGAAUUAUAGGAUCGGGGAGCUUCAGGCAUCAUUUAAUCCAACCUGCCCGAGC
Molecule: messenger RNA, 1946 nt
Organism: Vombatus ursinus (common wombat)
Lineage: Eukaryota; Metazoa; Chordata; Mammalia; Diprotodontia; Vombatidae
Product: gastric inhibitory polypeptide receptor-like
Exons: 13
Coding region: 253-1605 (450 amino acids)
Biological process (GO): cell surface receptor signaling pathway; adenylate cyclase-modulating G protein-coupled receptor signaling pathway
Cellular component (GO): plasma membrane
Molecular function (GO): G protein-coupled peptide receptor activity; peptide hormone binding; gastric inhibitory peptide receptor activity
Source: RefSeq, a predicted model, not a curated record